AUGUUGGGAGCAGGUGACCAAGAGACGAUCCAAGUGGAUGGCGUUGUUGUGUUGGUGGACGAAGAAUCGAAUUUUGCCUAUCUGGAUGCUGGCCUAGGACGGGUUUUGCUAUCGCCAGUAAUGGACGGAGAUGAUAUUAAAGUGUCUGACUGGUUCAGUGUCACGGCUACUCCGUAUCGCGAUGCUGCACCGAUUCACAAGAAGAACUUUUGUCGAUAUGCUGUAGUUGGUAGAGUGAAGAAGAUCAAAGAGAAGUUACCAACUGGCUCAAGAAUAGAUCGUGACAAUCUGGAGGUUGUUCGCAUACAAACACCGGUAAUGAUUGGGGCGAUCCGUGAAGACACCACAGUAGCGUUAUCGGAGCAUAUUGGACGUGUUUUCAUCGAUAAAAAAUUUCGCAAAAAAAUGGAUUUGAAAUCGAAGAUGAUACUGGAUGCAUCCGUACAGAGUUGUGACCCAUCUGACAAGAAUGCUUUCUGCUUUUGGUCAGCGAAAGCGCUUGCGACCAGUGAUGAGCUGAAAACCGAUCUGGGCAUCCGAGAGUGUCUGGGGCGCUUUUCAGGUUUUAUGGACAAGAAUCUCUGCUUAAUAGAGCUCUUCGGUGAGAACGAAGGUUUUGUUUGCGCCAGACCACCAGAUUUUGCACACGCGAUCCCGAUGAAGAAACUGAAAGAAGCCGAAAUCAUUGUGGUGUGUGCGAACCAGUCAAUAUCGCCACUGAGGAGCUUUCCGGUGAGUGCUGGUUAUGCGUACGUUCCUGAAGGAGAUGAGCUGGAGUCGAUGAAGAAACGACUGGAAACCCUAACGGGUGAUACAAAUUCGAUGAUUGAUCAAGGAAGUGAGCACACUCGUAAUGAUGCAAUUCAAGUAAACGAUGAAAAUCGACUUGAGCAGAAGGCAGACGCAAGUAUUCAGUCGAAGUGUAUCCACAGUGAUUUGAUUCGAAAACUGAUGAGUGUCGAUGAAGUAAAGUCGCAACUGCAACACGAUGAUCCAGAACUGUACGAACGUGUUGUCGAAUUCCUUGGAGUGAAUAAUGUCUAG
This is a messenger RNA of Anisakis simplex (herring worm), 1044 nucleotides long. The record is from the annotation of a GenBank genome assembly. NCBI's taxonomy places the organism in Eukaryota, Metazoa, Nematoda, Chromadorea, Rhabditida, Anisakidae.